Messenger RNA from Nicotiana tabacum (common tobacco), 835 nucleotides. RefSeq lists its product as uncharacterized. The record is from RefSeq and is a predicted model, not a curated record. Lineage: Eukaryota; Viridiplantae; Streptophyta; Magnoliopsida; Solanales; Solanaceae.
AAUAAAAAAAAAAAAUUUAACCCGUUACCGAACCGUUAACCUAAUAACUCAAUAAAAAAUUAAUGGUUCGGGUUAUCGGUUUUAACCGAUAUAUGCUCACCCCUAACAAUAACCCAAAAAACGGCUGCGCAAAUUAACGCUUAAAAGAAACAGAAAAAAGAAAAAAGAAAAAAGAAAGGAUGAAAGUGUUUUAUAUACCAACCUUCUCCUUACAAACCCUUCCCGUAACCUUCUUGUACAAACAUUCGACCCUUUCACCUUUCCCAGCAAAAUGUGGGUAUUUUUCUCCGGGUUAAUCGAUGCAGCUGCAACAGGAGGGAGUAAUUAUGUGAAAAGGGUAGGGAAAGAUCACCAUAGGUUUAAGAGGUUCACUAAGUGGACAACAGAGAAGUGCAACAAGCAUUAUCCCCGCUAUCAGCUUUUGAUGUAUGGAGUGAGGCACUCUCCUCCCAUUGAGGAAUCUGUGGGCAGGGCAAGACUUGCUUCUUCUGUUGGAGCAACCACCGUACUUCUGGUACACUUUUGUCUCCAGUUGAAUGUGGAAUCUUGGUUCAAGUGUAUAAAUGAUCCAGAAAGUCAAUGACAAGGAACUUUGUUAAUCUGAAUCUAUUGAGAAUUAUUGUAGUUUUAAUACUCCAAUUAGAUUACUUAUGUUGUCAAGAACUAUAUUGAACUACUAGACUGAUUUUGGUUAUUUUUGGCUGAUUUUGGGUUAAGUUAACAAUUAGUUUGGUUUGGUUCACAUUGAUAGUGUAAUGCAUGAUUUUAGUAAGCUCCUGGGUGUAUUCGAAUGAACUGUAUGAGACUGUAUUUGGACUAAAAAAAUGGAUUUCGA